CAUCCAAAACAAAUGUGAAUCACGCGCACCAGUACAAGAGGGUUUCCCCGUGACACAGACCUGUAAUUCUUCCGGCUUAGUUUAUUAACUUACACCAUAUCGAAAGUCGCAAUCAUGUUAGGCGGUCGUGUACUGCUCCUAGUUUUGGUGACCAUAGGAAUAACAAGCGGAACCGAAGUGGAUGGAAAACCAAAACCCCCACCCCCCGUGAAUCCUUUCACCCCCGGGGACUCAAAGUGGUGCGCGUUUAAAAUGGGCGGGAAUGUGGCCCGUUUUGAGGUGCUUCCCGGCCUCGGCUGGGACAAUCUCCAGAAUAAGGACGCUGGGAUGCUGGUCCAGUACAACUACUCGGAGUGUCGGACGACGGACGACGGCCGGUACCUGAUUCCUGAUGGAGUCUUCACGGUCCCCCUCAAAUCCAGUCAGCUAGAGGUAUUCGGAGAACUGUUCCAGCACUGGAACAACUUUACAUCAACUACUUCCUCUUCCGUCAAUGUGGAGGCCGGACUACACCUUGGAUCCUUUGGAAUCAGCGGGAAAUAUUCUCACGAGUCGGAGAGCGUGCGUAAACACCAAAUAAUGGACAGGUCCGUGACGACGCGGGUACAGGCGCGGUACGCUCGCUACUCCGCCCUCCUACAGCCCGACACCCCCCUCAACCCGGCGUUCAGAGACCGACUCCGAAACAUCGCUUACUAUAUACAAACUAACAAAACCAACAUGGCCCGAUACCAGAGUCAACUGUUAGUGCGGGACUACGGAACCCACGUCAUUUCCAGCGUGCAAGCGGGUGCCAUCAUAUCUCAGCUUGACCAAAUUAAGACGACGUUCAGUAACAGUUACAGUAUGGAUCGCCGACAAGUCGUGGCCGCGGCCAGUGCCUCGUUUAUGAGCGUGUUUAACGUCGGCGCCGAGUACAAACACAGCACGUCUACUGAAGUCAUCGACCAGUAUCUAGGGAAUCGAACACACUCGGUAAUCAACGCGAUCGGUGGACUGGUUUUCCAACCGAACAACUUCACGCUGAAUCAGUGGGCCUCUGGUCUGAGCGGAGACCUGGUAGCGGUAGACAAGUCUGGAUACCCUAUCUACGAGCUGAUUUCCGCUCAGACACUUCCGGAACUCCCGCCUUCAAUCCUGUUUCCUUUGGUUCAAACCGUAAAGAGUGCGGUGGAGGAGUAUUAUAAAUUCAACAUCUACAGAGGGUGUACCAAUCUGGACUCGCCCAACUUUAGUUUUAUUGCGAAUGUGGACGACGGUACAUGCGAAAGUCCGGAAACCAACUACACGUUCGGGGGAGUUUAUCAGCAAUGCAAACAGUCGGGGCAACUCAGUCAGAAUCUCUGCAACGGACUUGUCCAGAAAAAUCCUCUCACUGGAGCUCAGUCGUGUCCGAGCGGCUAUGAGAGCGUUCUACUGAACGAAGGCACAAGAUCCGCCACCGAAAGCCGGAGAAGAUGUCAUCAUUGUGGAUUUUUGGGACUGAGACACUGCUGUGACAAUUACAAUGUCUACGGGAGCGCUAAAUAUCAGUCAUUCUGGUGCGUUGCGCAAGGUCACGUAGAUCAGCAAUCUGGAUUCCAGUUUGGCGGGAUAUAUACAAACAAGAUCGAUAAUCCGCUGACCCAGUCCCGCGGGUGUCCCCUCUAUUUCUACCCCCUGAAACUCGGUCUCGGUAUGCAGGUCUGUGUCAGUGAUGACUAUGAGCUAGGGUUUCGCUACUCCGUACCUUUCGCUGGUUUGUUUAGUUGUAUGACCGGAAAUCCACUCGCCGUUCAUCAGGAUACGUCGUUUAAAAAUCCAGAUAUGUUGCACUCUCUCUCCUCUUACCUUAAAGCGUCGAAUAACUGGCCGCGGGGUUGCCCGACUGGGUACAGCAUGCACUUAGCGACGAUAGAAAACUCCUGUGAAAUCAACUACUGUGUGAAAGCUAACGCCUUCUCCGACAAAGGACUUCCUCCCGUCAGACGUCCGCCAUUUAUGGAUUUGCCAGGAGACGCCUAUGUGGAUUCUGGAAUUUCCGAGGAAUACAUGAUCAGCACGGGCGGGGAGACUUGGACCGACUUGACUCUGGCGAACCAGCCCAAUUCCGCGGAAGAAGCAGACCGCGGGGGCGACUCCCAAGGGAACGAAGACGGUCUCUCUUCCGGUUCCACUGCAGCCAUCGCCAUAGUGAUCACCUUGGUUAUCUUGGCAACCGUAGCCAUGGUUACGGUCAUGUAUAGAAGACAUCAAAGGUCAAGACGCCCGUAUCACAGAAUGCCAAACCCGGAAACUGGUGCUGAAAAUCGGCGAGAAUACGGAGCGACUGGACACACUGAAGACUCCCCCCAAACAGCGUGAGCGGACUAAAUACACAAAGUCCUGGCCAAGGAGUACUGUCCUUUUACAAAAAUUUUAAGAAACAAAAUUUAUAAAUGAAAAUUGAUAGUCAUGUACAGACUUUGAUUUGCAAUCAUCUAACUUUGUACCUGACAGGACACAAUCAUAUAAUAUUUCUUCAUUUUUUUCUUUGCAGGGUACUUACUGUAGUUGAUUGAGUCGGGUUUUUUUAUGUGUUUUUUUUUGUUUGUUUGUUUGUUUGUUUUUUUGUUUUUUGGUUUUACUAAGUAUUUUAUUACUUUUUUUAGCCUUUUUUAAUCUGAUGAACAGUUCUGAUGACGCAAUGUGUUGUCUUUGUGAUAUCUGUAGAAUUUUGUGAUAUCUGUAGUUUGAAUACUAAUACCACACGAACAUUAACAGUUUUCUUGAAAUCUCACUUCAAAAGUGUUCAAGUCUUUACACAUUUCAUCAUUUGAUGUUUAGCUAAUGACAAUUGUCAAUGUUUACAUGCAAUCAAUUUAUAUUAAACGUUGUUUCAUUCAUA
This is a messenger RNA of Magallana angulata, 2866 nucleotides long. Its product is annotated as macrophage-expressed gene 1 protein-like. The transcript has a single exon. The coding region runs from base 115 to 2343 and encodes 742 amino acids. The record is from RefSeq and is a predicted model, not a curated record. NCBI's taxonomy places the organism in Eukaryota, Metazoa, Mollusca, Bivalvia, Ostreida, Ostreidae.